Musca vetustissima is the source of this 987-nucleotide messenger RNA. RefSeq lists its product as uncharacterized. Lineage: Eukaryota; Metazoa; Arthropoda; Insecta; Diptera; Muscidae. The record is from RefSeq and is a predicted model, not a curated record. Bases 206 to 916 code for a protein of 236 amino acids. The transcript has a single exon.
AAUUCAUUUGACAUUGGCAAAUGCCGGCAAAAAUGCUUGCGGUACUAACAUAGACUAGCCUAAUGUCAAAGUAAUCAUUCGGUGGAACUAUAAAAACCAUGGCCUACCACCAACUCAACAUCAUAUCUCCACUUACAACAAUCAAGAACACAACACAGCAGUAGCAGCCACAUCAACAGCCCAGGAGCAAAAAAACAUAACAAAGAUGGCCAAGUUCUUUACAAUUAUCGCAAUUAUCGGUGUUUCGUUGGCUUUGGUAGCAGCUGAGCCGACUCACUUCAGACAAGCAAAACGUUUGGGAGCUUUGAGGGCACAAAAAACAGUGCGAAAAUCAGCACGCCAAGAAGUGGCUCCUUCGCCUGCACCCUACCCACCAGCAGGCGUUACCCCUGAAAUUCCCUUUGAACUGCCCACCGAAACUGAACAGCCCUUCGCUCAACCCGACCCCACCUAUGGUCCACCCGAAGUAGUUCCCGAUGAAACUUACGGCCCACCAGAACCAACUCCCGAUGAAACAUAUGGCCCACCAGAAGCCGAUCAGCCAGCCAUUACUGAACCCGAUCAAACUUAUGGCCCACCAGAAACCGAAGAAGAAAUUGUAGCCACUCCCGAUGAGACUUAUGGCCCACCAGAAGCUUCGGAACCAGCCAUCACUGAACCCGAUCAAACCUAUGGCCCACCAGAAACUGCCACCACAGAAGGUCAACCUGCCAUCGAAGAGCCUGCUGCCGAGGAAGUCCAACCUGCUGCCGAUUCCGAAUUGGUCUCGCAAAACAUUAUCCAGCCCAGACAAAAAUUGGUGCGCAGCCGUUCCCGUCCAGCUAAGUUGCGUGCACGUAAAUUGCCCGCUGCUCCCCGUGCCAGCAUUGUAGAAAUUAUCCAUUCUGAACCGGUUCUCGUUUACACUUUGCAUUAAAGGAAAAGUGUUGUAAACUUCAGGUUUACCGUAAUGAAAUUGUAGAACCAAAAUCACUUGGGUGUGUGUAU